UUUUUAUUCCAUCCUUGUGCGCUGUCAUUGCUCCGCAGAACAAAGGAAUAAAUACAUAUUACAUAUCGUUUUGAUAAAAUUAUUCGCGACGCAACGGAAUAGGUAGUUAUGGUCGAGCACUCGUCACGGGUUAUCGUAUCACUCGAUGUUUGACAUCACUAGCGCGCGUGUUCGAAAUUUGAAUUUUGUUUUAAUUGAGCGCGGAGUUUAAAAAAAAUUGUGUAAAUAGUGUUGUUGACGUGUUCAAAGUUUAUUCAGUGAUAUUUAUUUUAGUUAUCUGUGUUUGUUCUUUAAAUUGAGUGCAGUGCUUGGAAUAGCAUAAGAAUUUGGCGUUCUCUUAUGGAUUUUUGCCAAAGUGAAACGACAGGAAUUCAAUUUUUCAUGGAUAUGUAUCUAUAUGUAUACAUGAGAGCGAGCGACGGUGUCCGUCGCUGCGUAUAACAUGCGCUCCAUCCUGGCGUACUACGCCGACGCGGUAAUGGCGGCGGCGGCGCGCGGCGCGGGCUGCGCGCUCGGCUGCAGCGGCCGCGGGGACUGCCUCAACGGCACCUGCCUCUGCGAGAUCCGGUACUCGGGCGACGAGUGCGCCGGGCCCAACAUGCCUUACCAUGCAUGUAUCGGCGGCGUGUUCCUCCUAGUCGCCUUCGUGUGCGCCGUGCAACUAACGAUAUGCAUAGUGUCGGAGUACAGAAGACUCAAGGCGCCCACCUUCCUUAGGGCCUGCAAGGUCACCACUCAGAAGAUGCUGUACCUCGUCGCGUUCCUCGCCUCGCUCAUACGCGGGGCCUACUUCGUGUCACCUUCAGCGUUCCAAGAGGGCUGGGCGACGAGUCUUCUCUCCGCUUACUAUCCAUUGCUCCUGUCUGGCUCUUCGCUCAUCGUCUGCUUCUGGGCCGAGGUGUUCCACCUCCGCGAUAUCCGCUGGGAGCGGCCCCGGUUCCUGUCCAAGUCGUUCCUGGCGUUCGUGACCUUCAACCUGAUCAGCUACUCGCUGCUGGCGGCCGAGGUCGUCACCACCAACGUUGCCGACACCACUGCUAAAGAGAAAAGCUUCUACCAGCACGUGUUCAACGGCUGUUACGCGGUGCUCCUCUUCAUCGUGGUCACCUUCUUCCUCAUCUACGGCGUCGAAGUCUAUUUCAAGCUUCGCGGCGAAUUCCUCAAGGAGACGAAGGUGUGCACAGUGAUACAGCCGCGUCCGGGAACGUCAUCCGCGGCAGAUGAUGACGCGCAAGCCACGCUCGUCACCAAGCAGGGCGUCCAAACGGACAUGUCUCGCGGCGGCGCAGUCGAUCCCCGCUCGGUGGACCACUCCCAACUCCACCAAUCCAGGGUCGGGCUCGUCAGCCAGGCUUUGAUGCUGAUCCUCAUUGCUGGGUUCCUCGCGUCGGAGACGCUCAGCGAGCUGUGGAAGACCAAAGUCCCAGUGGUGUCCCGCAACUGGCACGACCUUGUGUUCCGCCUCGCCGAGAUCGGGGUCGCGCUAUGGUUCCCCUGCGUCCUGUGGAACUCCAUGGCACCCGAGCGACUCUGGCUGCUGAACCCUCGGCGCCUGCUGGCGCGCCAGCUCGACGAUGCCAAGCUGCAGGAGUUGUUGCAGCAUCACCAGGACGCUAAGCAGUCAGACGUCGAGACAGACUCGCUGGUGGGCAGCGUCGGUUCCGCGCGCGACUGCUGGAUUUGCUACGACAGCUCCCGACCGGAGCCCCUCAUCCACCCCUGCCGCUGCACCGGCGACGUGUCCGCCGUGCACCACGACUGCCUCAGCCGGUGGCUAGCAGAGAGUGUCAAGACACCUGACGGCUUGAAAUGCAAGGUGUGCAACACGCCCUACAUCGUCCAGGAGACCAGCAGGGUGGAGUGGGAGCGCGGUUUCACGGUGGUGCACUGGGUGCGCACGGCGCUGUGCGUGGCGUGCAUGUGCGGCGCCGGCGCCGCCGCCUGGGUCGCGGUGCAGCUGUCCACAUCCCCAGUAGUGAGGGUGCUGGCCGCCGGCGCAGCCUCGCUUGUGUGCUACGUGGCUGUGAGAUUCCUCGGCAUGAACACGGUAACGGCCUAUCAGAAGGCCAAGAUCUCCUCUCUCCGGAUUCUCACCGAACCAACGGAUGCCGCACAAGACGACCAGCUAGCGACCAUCAGCAAGACGGUCACCGUCGAGAUCGCUUCCAAAGCGGUCCUCGAGCGAGCUCUAAAGGGGGAGAUCAAUAAAUAAAAAUAUUGUGAACAGUGACUUUAAAAACUGAAGUGACACCAGAAUCAGAAGCUAGACGGCGCAAUCAGUUAAUCAGUGAGAAGAUUGAUCCCAAAGUGGUCCUGUGCUCUAUGAAUAAACUGUGUAAUACUGUUGUGAACAUGUGACAUCUUUAAAAACAGCAAAGUGAUAUGAAUUAUCACGCUAGAUAGCGCAAAAAGUACUAGCGAUCAUCAGGAAGACAGCCACCGGGCUUCUAAAGCGGUUGUUAAACGAACUCUAUAGGGGUCGAUCAAUAAACGGCGGUUGAAAGUGUUGUAAAACUGCGUUUUAAGGACUCGAACGAUUGAUAGCACAGAUAAUUAUUGUCUGCAAAAUGUGGUUGCCACCCCUAAGGACUGGCCCCAGUUUAUCAAAAGCUUGUAACUUGUAAUACAAGCGGAUGUCACUUUUUGACAGUUUUUGUUAGAAAAGGACUUCCACUUGUAUUACAAGUCACAAGCUUUUGAUGAUCAGGGCACUGAUGUGAACAUCACAACAUCAUAGUGGUCUUGGGACGCCCCUAAAAAUGUCAGUGACCCAUGUCGCUUGCAGGUAAUCUGGUGAAUGGCAGCCCUGAAUAUUGUUCGAGUGAUAUAGGGACCGUGCGCGUUGGAGGGUCUGCCAUCUUGUGGCCUGAAUCGGAAACAUACGAGUAUGUGCACAUGUACAUUGCCAAAGCAAGUGCUACCAUCUACCGUUCUCGUCGGUACGUUUCCUUGUGCGUAGUAGGUUCUGCUAUCUUGUGGGCUACAUCGGAAGCAUAAACGACACAGUUACGCCUCGCGCCAAAAAUCUGACGGCUCCUAUGCUGCCCCCUAUAGUUCAUGGCCUAUAACUAUAUCUUCGUGCAAAUGAUUAGGGUUGUCACGCUAAGAAAUUGCAUCAGCAAAAAUGACUGUUAUGAUCAAUUUUGGUUUGUGAAAUUUGCAGUAUUCUACUGUCGAAAGCGAGAUGAUAUUCAAAGUGAAACGUAAAAUUAAUGUGUGACGAUAAACUUAUACGUUAAAUGUUACGUUAACCGAUUAAAGACAUUUUAUCUAUAGUAAAUCUUGGGUAACAUUUAAACAAAAGUUAAGUAGAAGUAUAUAAUGAGGGGGUCCUUCCUUUAUGGACAGUCAGCAGCAGUUGCUAAGCGGGCGAGGUGUUCAAAAUGAUAUUGACGCGACUUUAUUGUUAAGAGAAUAAGAGCGUGUCAAGGUAAUUCUGAACACCUGUGUCCGUGUGUUCCGAUGUCUUUGGCCUUAUCCGCUGUUAUUUCGUCAGGUGACAAGCAAAACUCACUAAUUACCACCACAAGUUCAUAGCCAUAGUGAACCAUAUUAGUACUGAGAGAAGGUCGAUUUUUGUUUAAAUGUUUUUAGUAAUUAGUGACUUUUGCUUGUAUCGUGAUGAUUUGAUGCUGACUGUUCUACAUAUGUGUAUUUUUAUUUGGUACAUAGACAGCGAUCGAGUGAUAAUAUGCAAUAAUAUGAGUUAACUUUUGUUGCAUUGGCAUUGGAUCUGCAGGGCUACCACGAGUUGGCGCCACAUUUACUCUAGCGUUUGCGUGAAUUCGACUGCGAUCGAGUUUACGCAAGUCGCUAACGUAAACGUCAAGUGUCAACUCGUGGUACGGCUACUGUUGGGUCCUUUACAAUCUAACUUUGAUAAGGUUUGUUAAAAUGGGAAUAUACAAAUUGGCCCAGUGCUUAGCAAUAAUAUGAAAAAAGAUACCAAAAAAGAUAAGCCAUUCCUGAUUUUUAAAUCGUUAAACUAUCAAAUGCUGGUCACGGCACCAAUUGAUAUAUUCACACUGCAGUCCAAAUAACUGCACGGCUACCACGAGUUGGCGUUUUACAUUUACUCUAGCGUUUGCGUGAAUUCGUUCGCAUGCCGUCUCUACCGCACUAAUCAAUGCGAUCGAAAUGGGCUGCGAUCGAGUUUACGCAAGUCGCUAACGUAAACGUCAAGUGUCAACUCGUGGUACGGCUGCUGGUUGUUUUUGAUGUUGUCAUGGUGCUGAUUGUAACAAAGUAUCGCGCAUUUACGCUAUAAAUGAAACACUGUAAGAAACACUGAUUUAAAGUUAUUUUACAGUACAUAUAGUCCUAUUUUCCCGCACUAGUGCGUAAAAUAGCACUUUUCGUGCGAUGUCAAAAGUUUAACCUUUUGAACGCCACAGACGGCAAUUGACGUCAACGCAAAAUCGUGACAACGACGCCAAAGACGGCAUUUGACGUCGAUUGUUUUUUGAUGAAAAUCUACUGAAAAACACCCCACUUUUAGGUUGGCAUUAUUUAUUCACAAAACUAAAUUUGACCCCCGUGGCGUCAGUGGCACGGCAAAUGGAUGCGCCGUUUGGCGUUCAAAAGGUUAAAGGGCCAUAUGUACUGUAAAACGUCGUACGAUACACGCGCGAAUAGGUAAUUCGUGCGGAAAGAGGAAAUUCGAAUUUCCUCUUUUCCGCACUUGUAUCGUAAAUAACUAUUUAAGGUGUCUUAUAGACAAGUUACCCAUUUGGUACAAAUGUAAUGAUAAUAUCACAGAAAUUCGAAAAUAGUUUCUUGUUUUAUUGAUAUUCUUUACGUAUUAUUUUUUCGCAUAUUAUGUAUAAUUUAUAAUUAAAUAGGGGUCACGGACAAUCAAGACAUCAAUGUUAUGACUUUUAUUAGUAUAUUUUUUACUAAAAAGGUAUAUUUUCGUUAUUCUAUCUUUUUUCGGAUAAGUGCAUGCUGGUCUUGCAAAGCAUUUUAAAUAAAAGCACUUUAAAGUGUUAUUUUUAGCAUAUUUACACUGCCAUUCUUCUCAAAAGAAUAGUGACCAACAUAGACUAGGAGUCCUCUAGACGGAGCUUAGAGCAAUUAUUUCAUGAAACCGAUGCUGCCAAAAACACAGCGGUGCGGGGAACGAGGUGAGAGGGUCCCGUGCCGUGAUUGGUCCGUUCAAAGACACGGGCGUCACACAAAGACGACUCAAAAAUCGAGUAUAACUACCGUAUAUUGUGGCAGAGGGGGUAGCGUUACUAUGCUCAGUCUGGAUGAUGUCUUGUCUGUGGUGACCAAGCAAAAACGAAAGUGUUAUAUAAAAAAAAACUUCGUAAUGUUAGUAGUUGGAGCACACAGUUAAAAAAACGCGUUUUCUAAACUAUCGUUUUUUUCGUGAAUAUUUUCAAAGUCGAUUCAUUUCAUUGAUUGUCCGUGUUCCCCAAUUCUUAAAAGAGGCUGGUAAUUAAUUCAAAUUGAUAUACUUAUACUUAAGUAAAAAAAAUCAAGUGUUUUGGGAAACAAACUUAUAAUAGAAAUAUGUCAGUGCCAAAGAUGAGAAUGGCUGGAUGGUUAUAAAAAAAAUUGUAAUUUAUGUAUUAACCCUUUUCCAGGCAACCAUAUACGCGCCAAUAAAAUUUCAACUUUAUCAUUCCGAUUCAAGGUUCAAAUUAGAUUGCACUUUCGGGAAAUGUGACUUAUCUUCAAAUGAAUCAUAAAAGCUGGAUUAAUUGGAAUAUAUUUGCAUUUUUUGAGAAAACCUUGUAAAGUGUCAUUCUAUGAAACUUGCUAACUAUGUAAACAAAAGUUACUAGUAAAUUGACAUUUAGAGAAAAUUUUAAUAUGGCGGUUUGUUUACAUAGUUAGCAAGUUCCAUAGAAUGACACUAGAUUGGUACGGCCUGGAAAAAGGUUACUUGUAAUUGAUGUUUUACUAUAUUUUCAUGCGCUAAAUUAAUGUAGAAACUUAUUUUACAGUACAUAUGGUCCUAUUUUCGCGCAUUAGUGCGUAAAAUAGCACUUUUUGUGCGUAUGUCAAAAAUUUUAAGGGCCAUAUCGUCGGGUGACAAGCAAAAGUCACUAAGUACUAUCAAAAAAUUAAAGUAACAAUGCACUUUAUUACACUUGUAACACGGUUUAUUGUCCAAUAAUUUCAAUGGUGUUAGUUAGUGACUUUUGCGUGUCACCCGACGAUAUGUACUGUAAAACGUUGUACGAUACACGUGCGUAUAGGUAAUUCGCAACUCAUGCUUCGGUCGUGCUUUAAUUUAUCGCCACUCGUUUCGAAUUUCCUCUUUUCCGCACUUGUAUCGUACUUGUAGUGUAAUGGACUGUCAAAUGGUAAUAAAUAGUUCUAAUUCAGCUGUAUUAGAGAGAACGAUUGUAGUUUAAAAAUGUCGCCAAAUCGAUUUCAAAUCAAGUUGUCAUUGUCAAGUAGAAUCGCACCAAUAAAAGUCUGGAGUGGAUUUGAUAGCCCACGCAGUGUAAGUGUUAUUUAUACGUCUUAAUUUCAUAGAAGUUUGACGUUUAAAAUGACACUUGCACUGCGUGGGCUAUCAAAAUCGCUCCAGACUUUUCACGGUCCAAAUAAUCUCUAAGUAGUAUAAAUCAGAUCAACCAAGAAAAUGUUAAGCGUCCAGCACGGCUACCACGAGUUGGCGUUUUACAUUUACUCUAGCGUUUGCGUGAAUUCGAUCGCACCAACACCAAUGCGAGCGAGAUGGACUGCGAUCCAGUUCACGCAAUCGCUAACGUAAACGUCAAGGGUCAACUCAUGGUACGGCUACUGAUUUGCAUUACACUCAAUAAUUAAAAAAAAGAUGAGUGUAUUGAGUGAUAGGGCGCUGUCCAUAAAUUACGUCAUCGAUUUUUGACGAUUUUUUUACCCCCCCUUCAAAAUCAUGCUUCGAAUGAUCCCGUUUCCUCCUAAGUCAUGCUACCAUCAUCCGAUGUCCAAGCCCCCCCCCCCCCCCUAAUUUGAAAUGACGUAAUUUAUGAAUAGCCCCUAGGACUAUCGUUUACUAUUUGCAAAUGUAGCGCGUGUUUUUCAAUUAAUUAAUAAUUUGUACGUUUACAAAUACCGUGUACAAUGUAAUUUAAAAACAUUCAUGCCAAUAACGUUAAACUUUGAUCUUAUGUAGGCUACGGUACUAGCUUACUCCCAAGCGAAUCAUACGCUUGUUUUCUAAUAUCCUCUAGCCCAGAGACCUAUAAAAAGGUCUCCUGUUCCAUUCUAAUUUGAACUUUGUGUUGACAAAAUAAAAUUUCAUUUUCCUUGGCAAGGUUUGACGUAUGGGCGGCUAGAGGAUAUAGCGGCACGAAAAAAAAAAUUUGUAUGUGGUAUUUGCAUGAAAUAAAAAUAUAUCUUGCCAUUAAUUAUAUAAAAAUCGCCAAAAUUCACGUUCCGCUUGUAUUAUCGUCAAUUAUAUUCGAUAUCUUAUAUAUUUUUGUGAAAAAAAAAUCUAUUUUGCUAUUUAAACUGUCAGUAGUGUUAAAAUAGUUGAUAGAUGUCUUCAACUGUACGUAUUAUAUAGAAACAGGGGCCUUGCCAUGAUGUCCUUAUUGCGAUUCUGUUUAGGACCUAAACCACAGAAUAAAUAAUAGCAAAGACAUAUGUAACUUCGUAUAAGACGAAUAAAGUCUAAGGAAAAAACGUGCCUCGGAAUUCAAGUAAAAGUCAUUCUCGAAUAGGUGGCGCACACACCUUUAGCCUAUCCUCGGCUAGAUGGCGUGACGACACCGUUUCAUAUUUAACAAUUUUAACACAUAGAUAUCAGUGAAUGAACAUGGAUCAAAAUGAUAUAAAAAUUAUAAAAUUAUUUAUCCAUAUAUAUACAUUUUUUGAUGACUUUAUACGUUUUCAUUUUGAGUUUUAGUCGUGUGUCGAUAGAUGGCAGUAAAUUUACAGUGACUACAAAAUUUACAAUGACAGGACCCCUCUAUACUAUCUAUUCUUUUUGAUAAUAGUAUACUACCGUACAGAAAGGAAACUUCCUACAAAACCGAAGUUUGACAGCGGUUCAGGUUCGAAUCAUGCUAUCCCUUUCUAAUACAUGGCACUAUCCCUUUCGGCUAAUUAGGGUUGUCAAAAUUCAAGUAUAAUAUCUUAUCUGUGGUCGCGCACGCACAGGGAAGUCAAGUGGUGCCAACCCUAAUAAUUGCUCGGAGCAAUGCUGAGCCGAGCGGAGCCGAGUUUUGCCGAAGUCAGGAGUUUCGCACCCCUGCCUAAACUGGCCCCGUAGACAACAUGCCAAUCGCUAAAUGCAACUGUCACUGUCACACUAAUAUGGAAGAAUGAUAGAGAGACCCAAAGCGAUUCGCUGGCGAAGCGAUAGCGAAUGUCACCUUGGCUAGGCCGCCUGAAUCGCUAAAGCACGGAGCUAUGCGACUUAUAUAACUCCGUUUAGCGAUUCAGUUUAGGACCUUAACUGAAUCGCUAAAGGACAUCUUGGUAAGGCCCCAGGACAGAGUUCUAGUAUACAUACUAUAGCUAUUAUAGCAAAUAUAAUAGAGUUAAAUCAAGCUAAUUUGGAAGCGAUUUUGAUUCAGAACCACAGAAUAAAUAAUAGUACUAGGUACAGAAGAUUCACUCUCUAGCAAAACGCAUCUAUUACGACAAAUGUGACAAGCGCGAGCAGGCGUCCCCGUUCCGUCACAGGGCGGACACGCCAUACAUCAAAAAUCAUUUGCGUUUAUAUGUGUGCGCGGCACGUCUGUACACGUGUGGGUAAGUCGCUUUACUGAGAGGACGCCAGAAGUCCGCCAGAUUCAUGUCGCGGCCAGUCGCGGGGCGAGGUAAUGCGAGUCGGGGCGGGGCGGUGCGUGGCCGUUUUGUAUGAUAAUACUAUUACUUAUUCUGUGGUUCCGUAGCGGUGCGCGGCAACUAAUAUGGCUAGACACUAAAAUUGGAGUGACCCACGCCUGACAGCACAGACUAUGCAAGUGUUAUUAAACGUUACAAUUUCAUAGAAAUUUGCGUUGGAAUAACACUUGCACAGUCUGGCCUAUCGAAUUCGGUGCUUAGCUUGGUCUCACUCUAUCAGUUUUCAUGUAGUACAAAUUGAAUACGUAGUUUGAAUAGAACUGUUAGAACCGUUUCCUAUUCCUCGAUCUUUGGAACUUAAAACUGACACAUUGAGUGCCGGGUUCUGUUAGUAGUCGCUUUCCUAUACAAAGCGGGAAAACGCUGGGAUCAGCUACGAGCGUAGCGCUACGAAAACGGCAGUAAAUGUGUUAGUGUUUAAAAAAAAAAACCAACAAUAUUCGCAAGGAAUUUCAGUCUAUGUCUUAUGGAUAUAGAGUAGAUAUUCCUUUAUCGUCUUUCUGAGUCGUUUAAAAUUAAAAAUGUACCUAUUAAAAUAAUGUAAGGUUGAGUUUUUUUGUAAAUAUUCUUCGUAAGAGGUUUCGAACGUGACUGUGGAUGUGAAAUACAAAUAAAUAUAGAUAAGAGUAGAUACA
This is a messenger RNA of Cydia splendana, 9431 nucleotides long. RefSeq lists its product as uncharacterized. Gene Ontology annotation, molecular function: zinc ion binding. Lineage: Eukaryota; Metazoa; Arthropoda; Insecta; Lepidoptera; Tortricidae. Bases 443 to 2212 code for a protein of 589 amino acids. The record is from RefSeq and is a predicted model, not a curated record. The transcript is spliced from 14 exons.